Molecule: messenger RNA, 2983 nt
Organism: Poecile atricapillus (Black-capped chickadee)
Lineage: Eukaryota; Metazoa; Chordata; Aves; Passeriformes; Paridae
Gene: ABCG4
Product: ATP binding cassette subfamily G member 4
Exons: 15
Coding region: 39-1964 (641 amino acids)
Cellular component (GO): plasma membrane
Molecular function (GO): ATP hydrolysis activity; ABC-type transporter activity; ATP binding
Source: RefSeq, a predicted model, not a curated record
UCCGUGAACGCCCAGCCGGAGGAGUCAAGAGCGGCAGGAUGGCGGAGAAGGGCAUGGAUCCCGCCUGUGUCUCCAUCGCCCUGGAGGACACGGUGUGCCACGCCGGCCCUCCGGAUGCUCCGCUGCUCACCACCCACUUGAAGAAGGUGGAGAACCACAUCACAGAGGCCCAGAGGUUUUCCCACCUCCCGAAGCGCUCGGCUGUCAACAUCGAGUUCAUCGACCUGUCCUACUCCGUGCGGGAGGGAUCCUGGUGGAGGAAGAGAGGGUACAAGACUCUCCUCAAAUGCCUGUCAGGGAAGUUCUGCCAGCGGGAGCUCAUUGGGAUCAUGGGCCCCUCGGGAGCUGGGAAAUCCACACUAAUGAACAUCCUGGCUGGCUACAGGGAGACUGGGAUGAAGGGGCAGAUCCUGGUGAACGGGCGGCCGCGGGACCUGCGCACCUUCCGCAAGAUGUCCUGCUACAUCAUGCAGGAUGACAUGCUCCUGCCACACCUCACCGUGCUCGAGGCCAUGAUGGUCUCUGCUAACCUGAAGCUGAGCGAGAAGCAGGAGGUGAAGAAGGAGCUGGUGAAUGAGAUCCUGACGGCCCUGGGGCUGCUGGAGUGCUCGUACACCCGCACCAGCUCCCUGUCGGGGGGCCAGCGCAAGCGCCUGGCCAUCGCCCUGGAGCUGGUCAACAAUCCACCCGUCAUGUUCUUCGAUGAGCCCACCAGCGGCCUGGACAGUGCCUCCUGCUUCCAGGUGGUGUCCCUGAUGCGGUCCCUGGCUCAGGGCGGGCGCACCAUCAUCUGCACCAUCCACCAGCCCAGCGCCAAGCUCUUCGAGAUGUUCGACAAGCUCUACAUCCUCAGCCAGGGCCAGUGCAUCUUCAAGGGCGUCGUGACCAACCUCAUCCCCUACCUGAAGGGCCUUGGCCUCCACUGCCCCACAUACCACAACCCUGCUGACUUCAUCAUCGAGGUGGCCUCAGGAGAGUACGGGGACCUCAACCCCGUCCUGUUCCGCGCCGUCCAGAACGGGAUGUGCACCAUGGCUGAGAAGAAGAGCAGCCCUGACAAGGCAGAUUCAUCGUGCCCAACAUGUGGGACGGAUGUGGAUCACAUCGAGAGCCACACAUUUGCCACCAGCACCUCAACUCAGUUCUGCAUCCUCUUCAAGAGAACCUUCAUCUGCAUCCUAAGGGACACGGUGCUGACCCACCUGCGGUUCAUGUCCCACAUCUGCAUCGGGGUGCUCAUCGGGCUGCUCUACCUGCACAUCGGCAACGACGCGGGCAAGGUCUUCAACAACACCGGCUUCCUCUUCUUCUCCAUGCUCUUCCUCAUGUUCGCUGCCCUCAUGCCCACCAUCCUCACCUUCCCCCAGGAGAUGACCGUAUUCCUGAGGGAGCACUUGAACUACUGGUACAGCCUCAAAGCCUAUUACCUGGCAAAGACCAUGGCUGAUGUGCCCUUUCAGGUGAUCUGCCCCAUCGCCUACUGCAGCAUCGUGUACUGGAUGACGGGCCAGCCCCCCGAGGCCACGCGCUUCCUGCUCUUCUCCGCCCUGGCCACCGCCACGGCCCUGGUGGCCCAGUCCCUGGGGCUUCUCAUCGGAGCUGCUUCCACUUCCCUGCAGGUGGCCACCUUUGUGGGACCCGUCACUGCCAUCCCCGUGCUGCUCUUCUCGGGCUUCUUCGUCAGCUUCAAGACCAUCCCCACCUACCUGCAGUGGAGCUCCUACGUCUCCUAUGUCAGGUAUGGCUUCGAGGGGGUCAUCCUCACCAUCUACGCCAUGGAGCGCGAGGACCUGGAGUGCCUCGAGGACUUCUGCCCUUUCCAAAAACCCAUCAAGAUCCUGCAGGAGCUGGAUGUGGAGGAGGCCAAGCUCUACCUGGACUUCCUCAUCCUGGGCAUCUUCUUCGUCAUCUUGCGGCUCCUGGCUUACCUGGUCCUCAGGUACAAGGUGAAAUCUGAGAGAUAAAGGGGCCCCGGUGCCGUUCCCGGGCCUGGCCUGCUGUGAGAGAUGUUCUGCAGAUGGACACGGUGCUCCUGCAGGUCCCGGACCGUGGCGGAGGCACUGGGAGGUGCCAGCCAGGCCUGGCUCAGUCGAGAAGGGUUUUGAGACAUCUCGGAACUGUUUUAACCUUCCCACACACUCUUCAUUGCAAAACGUUUUGUACAGCCCUGGCAUGUGCCACCUUUCCCCCCCAGGACAGAUGAGCCCCACGGAGCUUGGGUCCCCUCUCGUUGUCCCUGCCUGGCGCUGCCCUGGGGACACCAGGGACAGUCCUGCCGAGGUGGUUUGUGUCGAGCACGCCUGGCAGGAGCCUGCUCCGUGCAGGGGGAGCAGCGGGCUGGAGCUGGGCUGGGAAGAGGGAGCUGCAGAGUUGGAAGUGCAGCUCGUGACCCCGUUCCUCAUCCUGGCCAGCAGCGUGUGAGUCGGGGCUGAGAAGAGCCCAAAGAUGCCAUAGGUGAAGUUGCACAAGGCUUUAGUGUUUCCUGCCGCCGUAGCCACAGAGAUUGCUGCACCCCCUCUCCUUUCUGUGCAAAUCCUCCUCCUUUUUUCCCUUUUUUCUUUUUCUUUUUUUGAGUUUAGUUUUGGUUUUUUCCCCCACAAACCCCACUGUAUCCCAUUCUUCACGGAGGGGAAAGGGAGCCUGCGGGAAGAGAAGGACUUGGGGCUCUGUCUCAGACUUCUGCUGGGACACCAUCCUCAGAGACAGGACCUUCACACCAGAGUCUGUGGGAGCAGGACAGUGUUCUCAGACCCUAGGGAGUGUCACAUUCAGUCCCUGUUGUCUCUGGGGUCUGAGACAAGAGGGUCUGAACCAAGUCAACCAACAUGGAGAGAAGUGACUGGACCCUUGCAUGGAGCAAGGAGGAUUUAGGUUCCCACACCCUGCCAGCGCCAGGAGGCUGAAAAACAGGGCUGGGCUCAGCUGUGUCAUCACUGGAGCCUCUGCUGCAGGAGGAGAGCUGGCCCUGAGCCCUUCCCCUGCA